GCCGCCAUUUUGAGACAGAGAGCGCUGGCGGCGGCGGAGCGGCAGCAGCGCGCCGGGGCACAGGCAACGGGGGCGGCCCGCGGGCCGGGAGCAGCGAGCCGGGCGUCGGCCAGCGGCUGUGCCGGGGCGCUGGGGGGGGCGGGAGGGCAGAGGAGGGGCCCCGCGGCGCCUCCCCGACUUCGCAGCGCCGGGGACACCUCGCCGGGGGAGGGGGAAGCGCCGGGCGCCGCCGCCGGGCCCUGACUCCUGAUCUCCCGUCCCCCCCUCCCCUCCUCUCGGUCCCCUCCCCUCCGGCCCCCGGGGAAGCCGCCACCCCCGGCCGGUCCCUCCUCUCCACCCCCUUUUCCCCCGACCGGGUGCCGCCGCCGAGAUUGGGCGAAUAGCGAGCAAAUACGUGCGCGUCUCGCUGCCUCCGCCGGCUGCCCGCUCCCUGCCCGCCGGAGCCCAGCCGCAGCCCCCCGAGGCUGGUGCCCAGUCCCGGCCGCUGCCAAGGCCCCGCCGCUCCUCCGCCCCUUCCCCUGCCGACACAGGCCUGCAACCCCCAGCGGGAAAGGCCCAGGCCGCCGCCGAGCCCGUGCCCGAACCCCAGCCCGACAUGAACCACCAUCAGCAGCAGCAGCAGCACCAAAAGCCCGGGGAGCAGCAGCUGAGCGAGCCCGAGGACAUGGAGAUGGAAGCUGGAGAUACAGAUGAUCCUCCAAGAAUUACUCAAAAUCCUGUAAUUAAUGGGAAUGUAGCAAUGUCUGAUGGACAUAACAACACUGAAGAAGACAUGGAAGAUGGUGGCAGCUGUGAUCAGUUUUUCUCUUUGUAUGAUACAAGUUGGCGAUCAGAAGCAACAUUUCAGUUUACAGUUGAACGCUUCAACAGAUUGAGCGAGUCAGUUCUCAGUCCUCCUUGCUUUGUACGGAAUUUGCCAUGGAAGAUCAUGGUCAUGCCACGACUCUACCCAGACAGACCACACCAAAAAAGUGUAGGGUUCUUCCUUCAGUGCAAUGCUGAAUCUGAUUCCACGUCAUGGUCUUGUCAUGCACAAGCAGUUCUCAAGAUAAUAAACUACAAAGAUGAUGAAAAAUCAUUCAGUCGUCGUAUUAGUCACUUGUUCUUUCAUAAGGAAAAUGACUGGGGCUUUUCCAACUUCAUGGCCUGGAGUGAAGUUACUGAUCCUGAGAAAGGCUUUAUAGAAGAGGACAAAGUUACUUUUGAAGUCUAUGUUCAAGCAGAUGCUCCACAUGGAGUGGCGUGGGAUUCUAAGAAGCACACAGGAUAUGUUGGCUUAAAGAACCAGGGAGCAACUUGUUACAUGAACAGUUUGUUACAGACUCUAUUUUUCACAAAUCAGCUACGAAAGGCUGUGUACAUGAUGCCCACAGAAGGAGAUGAUUCAUCCAAAAGUGUUCCUUUAGCAUUGCAAAGAGUGUUUUAUGAGCUGCAACAUAGUGACAAACCAGUUGGAACGAAAAAGUUAACAAAAUCCUUUGGGUGGGAAACUUUAGACAGCUUCAUGCAACAUGAUGUCCAGGAAUUAUGUCGAGUGCUGCUUGAUAAUGUGGAAAAUAAAAUGAAAGGCACGUGUGUAGAAGGCACUAUUCCUAAAUUGUUCAGAGGGAAGAUGGUGUCUUACAUCCAAUGCAAACACGUAGACUAUCGAUCUGAACGAAUAGAAGAUUAUUAUGACAUCCAGCUAAGUAUAAAGGGAAAGAAAAAUAUUUUUGAGUCCUUCAUUGACUAUGUAGCAGUGGAACAGCUGGAUGGUGAUAACAAGUAUGAUGCAGGAGAACAUGGUUUGCAGGAGGCGGAGAAAGGUGUCAAGUUCCUAACAUUGCCACCAGUAUUACAUCUACAGCUCAUGAGGUUUAUGUAUGAUCCUCAGACUGACCAAAAUAUCAAGAUAAACGACAGGUUUGAGUUUCCUGAGCAGUUGCCACUAGAUGAAUUUUUGCAAAAGACAGAUCCUAAAGAUCCUGCGAAUUACAUUCUUCAUGCAGUUCUAGUACACAGUGGAGAUAACCACGGCGGACAUUAUGUUGUUUACUUAAAUCCAAAGGGGGAUGGCAAAUGGUGUAAAUUUGAUGAUGAUGUUGUAUCAAGAUGUACAAAGGAAGAAGCGAUUGAACACAACUAUGGAGGUCACGACGAUGACUUAUCCGUACGGCACUGUACGAACGCGUACAUGUUGGUUUACAUCAGGGAAUCAAAAUUAAGCGAAGUUUUGCAGCCUGUCACGGACCAUGAUAUUCCACAACAACUAGUAGAAAGGCUACAAGAAGAGAAAAGGAUAGAAGCUCAGAAGAGGAAGGAGAGGCAGGAAGCUCACCUCUACAUGCAAGUGCAGAUAGUGGCAGAGGAUCAGUUCUGUGGUCACCAAGGCAAUGAUAUGUAUGAUGAAGAAAAAGUGAAAUACACUGUUUUCAAAGUAUUAAAAAACUCCACACUUACAGAAUUUGUUCAGAAUCUCUCUCAAACGAUGGGAUUUCCCCAGGAUCAAAUCAGAUUAUGGCCAAUGCAAGCUAGAAGUAAUGGAACAAAAAGACCUGCAAUGUUAGAUAAUGAAGCAGAUGGCAAUAAAACGAUGAUUGAGCUCAGUGACAAUGAAAAUCCAUGGACAAUAUUUUUGGAAACAGUAGAUCCAGAGAUGGCUGCUACUGGAGCAACAUUACCCAAGUUUGAUAAAGAUCAUGAUGUAAUGUUGUUUCUGAAGAUGUAUGAUCCGAAGACUCGGAGUUUGAAUUAUUGUGGACAUAUCUACACACCUAUAUCCUGUAAAAUACGUGACUUGCUUCCAGUUAUGUGUGAGAGAGCAGGAUUUCCACAAGAAACUAACCUUAUCCUCUAUGAGGAAGUUAAACCCAAUUUAACAGAAAGGAUUCAAGACUAUGAUGUGUCACUUGAUAAAGCUCUUGAUGAACUCAUGGAUGGCGACAUCAUAGUGUUUCAGAAGGAUGACCCAGAAAAUGAUAACAGUGAGCUACCAACCGCUAAAGAAUACUUCCGAGACCUCUAUCAUCGUGUGGAUGUAAUUUUCUGUGAUAAAACCAUCCCCAAUGACCCAGGCUUUGUUGUUACUUUAUCCAAUAGAAUGAAUUACUUUCAGGUUGCAAAGACAGUUGCUCAAAGACUUAACACAGAUCCAAUGCUAUUACAGUUUUUCAAGUCCCAAGGUUAUAGGGAUGGCCCUGGUAAUCCUCUUAGACAUAAUUAUGAAGGUACUUUAAGAGAUCUUCUGCAGUUCUUCAAGCCUAGGCAACCGAAAAAACUUUACUAUCAACAGCUCAAAAUGAAAAUAACUGAUUUUGAAAACAGAAGAAGUUUUAAAUGCAUAUGGCUAAAUAACCAGUUUAGAGAAGAGGAAAUAACAGUAUAUCCAGAUAAGCAUGGGUGUGUGCGGGACCUCUUAGAAGAAUGUAAAAAAGUUGUAGAACUCUCUGAAAAAGGUUCAGGGAAAUUAAGGCUGCUAGAAAUUGUAAGUUACAAAAUAAUCGGUGUCCAUCAGGAAGAUGAGCUGUUAGAGUGUUUGUCACCUGCAACAAGUCGAACGUUUCGAAUAGAGGAAAUUCCUCUGGACCAGGUAGAUAUAGAUAAAGAAAGCGAGAUGCUAAUCACAGUGGCACAUUUCCACAAAGAGGUUUUUGGGACAUUUGGAAUUCCAUUCUUGCUGAGGAUACACCAGGGUGAACACUUCAGAGAGGUUAUGAAGCGAAUUCAGACAAUGCUGGACAUACAAGAAAAAGAAUUUGAAAAGUUUAAAUUUGCAAUUGUAAUGAUGGGCCGACACCAGUAUCUCAAUGAAGAUGAGUAUGAAGUGAACUUGAAAGAUUUUGAGCCCCAACCUGCUGCUCCCCAUCAGACUUGUACUCCAGACCCUUCACCAGCUCCAGUACCUGUCUCUGGAUACCUCAAUGUCUUUCUUGUACUGAGGAGCUCAAAACUAGACCUCUUGUUGUGCUUUGUUACACAGCCAGGUUUAUGACUUAUGGCUGUGAAUAUGAGGAGACUUGGCAAAACUUUGAAAGCCUUUUGCAUCCGCACAAGCCAUGCACGAGCAGAGAAGGGAGUCACUGGGGACAUCUCUUUUGCUGCACUUCUUGUGAGUGGUCUCUGGAUGACAAACUCAGAGGUGAACAUUUUUCUCUGGACAGAUAAAAGUCUGUGGCCUCAGAGCAGUCAGAGUACUGAUUUUAUUCUGCGACUUGUCUUUCUGGGAGCAGGAAGGGGAAGGCAACAGUCUGAAAUGAACUGUCGGGCUUCUUGAGUGAAGCAGAGCCAGUGUUUGCAAAACAAGGAGAAAGACUAACUAAGGUUCUAGGUCAAAAGUCCAGAAUGUGGCAGAAAUUGGAAAUGGGAGGAAUUGAACUGUUUGUAGGAGUUGUCAGGAAUGUGAGAUUAAAGAGUUUUCAUUCGAGAGUUCACAGGAAAUUGCCACUUUGAUAUAAGAUAAUACACUGACAGAAUUCACGCUCCCUCUGAAAUUCUCCUGUGGAGUGACAAUAUGAUGUUCUAAUGCCACCUUAUCCAAAUGGUGUUUCUAGGUGGGGCUUGUGUUUCUCCAGAUAUCAGUUGUAACACAGGCUGGACCAAUCACACAAAAGCUUUGGCAUUUUCUGAUUCAGUUGACGUAACUGAUGUCAAUAGUACCCCUCUGCUCUUACAAAGAUGCACUCUAGCAGUGGCUGUGCUGUUGCUAACGGUGUAUUAUGUGAUCUCGGCAAGAUUGACAGUUCUCUUUUAGAUUUUACAUUGACCGUUAUGUCAAAGUAAUAGACAAAUAAUUUUGACUGAAAUAAAUGUAUCCAAAAAUGCAGAUGCAGGCAACCAAAAAGGUCAAGUGCUUUACGCUUUAGUGGUUGCAGUUGAUGGCACUGAACCUAGGAGUGUGCUUUUCUUGCUGGGGGGCUGUUUAGUUUCUGCCCUUAUUGUUUCACUUCAAAGAACAUUUAUGUUCUGCAUCGAGGACAUAUUAAAAGAGAAUUUCUUCCAUUUGCAAGAAGUAUGUAGACUGUGUUUUUUUUAUGGAAACUAGCAGUAGAUAAAACCAUAUUGUGUUGAACAAGUGGAAAAAAACUGUAGAGAUUGUUUGUUACAAUGGAAAUAUGACAAUUGUUAUCCGAAAAAGAGGAGGUCAGUUACAUGAUUUCUUAAUUAACUGAUGAUUUGCAUUUUACCUUAAUUUAACAAAUGUUCUUAUUUAGCCCAGGUGAUAAGAGCAACUUUAUACAGCAGAGAUAACUUAUAAUAUGGUAAAUACUAUAGGUUGUCAUAUUUAGGUGACGGAUACCUUCCUGUUCCAGAUGGGCUGAGCACUUUGGGAAAAGCUGGUACUUUGUGCCUGAGGCCUUAAAUUAUAACAGUAAUUUUCUUGCUUUAGCACACACUUCAUUGCUGUAAACUCCUGUAGGUGACUGAAGAGGAGAAAAAACAGCUACAUGACCCACAGACAGCUGUAAAAUGUUUCACUGGAAGGAAAGCAGUCAGGGAAGCUGCCCUGUUGGCUGACUGCAGCCCUCUUCCAUACUCUGUGACUUGUAGCAAACAGUGAUUGAGGCACACAGGAGUAAUUUGUGUAGGGGAAACUUUCCAAUUU
Messenger RNA from Colius striatus (speckled mousebird), 5581 nucleotides. RefSeq names its product ubiquitin specific peptidase 7 (gene USP7). The coding region runs from base 596 to 3970 and encodes 1124 amino acids. Gene Ontology annotation, biological process: regulation of protein stability; protein deubiquitination. The record is from RefSeq and is a predicted model, not a curated record. Gene Ontology annotation, cellular component: cytosol; nucleus. NCBI's taxonomy places the organism in Eukaryota, Metazoa, Chordata, Aves, Coliiformes, Coliidae. Gene Ontology annotation, molecular function: cysteine-type deubiquitinase activity; protein binding; cysteine-type endopeptidase activity. The transcript is spliced from 32 exons.